AUGUCGCUUGGUACUGGUGUCGGUGAUAUACUGGCGUGUGCAAGACAUGCUUAUAAGCUCUACCAAGAGAUGUCCAAAGUACAUGGCUCCUCUAGAGAGUACUGGACUUUGUCUUCGCGGCUUCUUACUGUCCAUAAAGUCCUCCUCCAAGUGGAACAACUCAGGGCGGCUUAUCAGUUGACUCAAUCAACCUUGAAUGCCAUUCGCUUCCUAGCGAGCAAGAUGAGCGAGGCCAUCAAUGGGUUUGUAAACAGAUUAGAAGGUAUUCGUGCAUCUCAAGCUAAAGGGUUUGGAUUGGUAUUGAAGUAUAUCGUCUCAACGGGUAAAUCAUCUUCAGAGAUGACAGAUGAGAGAUUAUCUAGCAUCCUUCAUUCUAAUCUGUUGUCUUUGGGUAGCCUCUUACGGAUGGCUUGCUACUCCAACUCUGAUGAUAAUGCUUGGAAAAGUGCAACUGUCACUCCAAGAUGGAUCGAUGAAAGGUCUGAGUUUCCACAUGUUAGGCUAAGCGCAAUGAUCACGGGAAGGGAUACAUGUUGUGCAAGACCUAAUUUCGAAAAGGUUACCUAUCCUAAUGACUUCUUCCGACCUGGGCGGGUAUUUACCGUGGCCAUACGAGGAAUAUUGACAGCCACAAGAGAUGAAGACCUCGAUUGCACGCAUCUCCCUAGAACAUGGAUUCCAUUGGAGUCCAUUCCAGACCCGUGUGAACGCGAGAAAGAGCGACUUACCCGACAGAUGAAGAAUUACGAGGACGUUAUAAAGCUUCCCUUGCCAGCAAUGUUUCAAUAG
This is a messenger RNA of Aspergillus costaricaensis CBS 115574, 789 nucleotides long. RefSeq lists its product as uncharacterized. The record is from RefSeq and is a predicted model, not a curated record. The coding region runs from base 1 to 789 and encodes 262 amino acids. The transcript has 4 exons. Lineage: Eukaryota; Fungi; Ascomycota; Eurotiomycetes; Eurotiales; Aspergillaceae.